AUGGGUACGACAUGCUCUGGCUCCGAGCCCUCCGGCCCCCCCGACGAGACCGAAACCCCUGAUGCUCUUAACCCUUCAUCAUCUACGUGCACUGAAGGUGCAGAGUUGCCAGGUUCAAAAAUGAUGGAGAAGGCAAUGGCAGAGGAGGAAAGGAAGAGGCAUGCAGCAGAGAGGAAGCUGCUAGAAAAAUGGAAAGAAUUGAUCGAGUCGGAGAAAGAUAGGGGACUGUGUCCAGGCCUAAAGGACCUAGAUAAUAUGGAACUAGACGACCCUCAAAAGUUCGUAAAUCAUAUUGCAGAGAGGAGGAGUAAGAAACGGCUGUUCGUGUGCUGUGAUGGGACACUACAAGACGCAGCCGGCAAAUACAUUGCACCCCAAUCCAACGUUGCAAGGCUUGCCAGGAGCGUACACCGAAUUGGCGAUGACCCCAUUGAUAGUGGCACGGUGGGAGGAGUCCCGCAGCUUGUCUACUAUUCAAGUGGUAUAGGGAGUCAUUCGGCACUACACUUAGACGGCAUUUUUGCUGCAGUCACUGGAAAAGGGUUCAGCAGCACUAUAUUAAAUGCGUAUUGCUUUAUUAGCAAUAACUACAGUCCAUCUCUAAGGGAUGAUAUCAUUCUUGUUGGAUACUCACGCGGUGCUUUCGCGAUGCGAUGCUUGGCUCACUUUAUCAGCGAAGUCGGCCUGCUUCUUCGAAGAGGGCUGGGAUUCGUAGGCGUAUUCUACGAUCUCUGGCUAAGAGAUGACAAAGAGGCACUUGAGAGCAAGAAGCUUGACCUCAACCAUCUGUUCUUCACAGACGUCAAAAUUCAAGUGCUUGCCGAAUGGGACCCUGUCAAUUCAUUGAUUUGGUCACCAUUCAGAAGCAGCAACCGUCUAAUUCGCGAGACAACAAUAGUACCAAAGAAGGUCAAAAAUGCGUUUGUUGCCAUAUCCCUUCAUGAGAAAAGAUGGGCUUUUCGGCCAGUGGUAUGGGAGCAUAGAAGAACCUAUGCAAAUAAGGAUAAUAACCAAAACGUACAACAAUGUGCAUUUCUAGGAAGCCAUAGCGAUAUAGGAGGCAGCAAGGACGCCGGACUCUCUACGAUAUCCUUGUUCUGGAUGGUUGCAAAGAUUAAAGAGGCUUCUAGCGCCCGGUUUGACUAUCGUAUUUUGGAAGGAAUAUUUAUCCCUGAGAAGAAAGUUCAAGGGAUACAAAGACUGCUCACUCCAUGGAAAAAGGUAGACUUCGGCUUAUCGAACCAAAUGGUCUCCAAAGGGAAUGUUAGCGAAACGUCUUGUCUAUGGCAUUUACCCAACUACCUGACCUUGCGACUCUUUUUCAAAGGGAAUCGAAGACAGUUACUCAUGAAAAUGGCAAAUCAUCCACGACAAUUUCGAUGCUCGUGCCAGCCGGAGCAAAAGAACUUGGAGCAAGCAAAUUCCGAUAAGAAAACGCCACCGAAACUAGCGGGCCUCGAGAAGUGCGGAUUGGAUAUUCAUAAAACAGUACGCAUAAUGAUCAAGCAUAGGGCUGGCCAUAGCAAGCCUGAAUCUCUGAGCGGUUUUGAGUUUCGGCACAAUAUACACCGUUGGACCUUGAAGAAAAACCGAGACGUUGGACUGCAAGAGACAGAACUGAUGAAAGAGGAAUUAGCCCUACUUAAGGAUUGGGUUUGGGGUGUUAGGGUGCUCGAGGAGAUAAUUGAAGAGAUGUGGGACAUACCAGGGGAUGAGAUUGAACACAAUGAUUCUACACUACAGGAGGGUCAGAAGGAAGAAGAGGACAUCGGAAACUGGAAAAAGGCCAUCAGAAAGGAGGGUACGUCUGGAUUAAAGAGGCUUGGUCCAGAUAGCGGAUCUCUUGCUCAAUUCUUAGAUGGGUUCUUUGAGCUACCCGGGCCGAAGUCAUAG
Molecule: messenger RNA, 1893 nt
Organism: Daldinia vernicosa
Lineage: Eukaryota; Fungi; Ascomycota; Sordariomycetes; Xylariales; Hypoxylaceae
Exons: 3
Coding region: 1-1893 (630 amino acids)
Source: RefSeq, a predicted model, not a curated record